AUGACCUCCUAUCAAAGGGGACGGUCCCCUGCCACCACCUAUACCAAUGACCUAUAUAACCGAAUCCGAUCUCGUUCGCUUGAAAUUGAUAAGCCGCGCCGGAGCAAACUCCGCCGUGUUGUGUCGACGAGAGCCUUCAGUCAAUAUAUCGAUUCCUCGGAAUCGAUCCCCAGUGAGCACAGUUCGCUCUACGAUGCAGCCCUGGCCAGUUUCGAAUCAGACGAUAAUAGAAAACAGGUUGAUCCGGACUACUUCUCAGGGCAAGCUAGCCCUUCAACCCAUGCAACAUCCAAUGCUGAAGGGGAGGACGUGGGUAUAAUUAAUCCUGGUCUGACGUACUCUCGCGGCAAAUGGUCUGGCAAGAGGCUGGAGACUAUAGUUGAGCAGAGAAGUGUUUCUACCCUCAAUGCUUCGUUGCCACCCUAUAGUAACUGUGUUGAUGGGUCUGGUAAUAUCUUGUUGAUCGCACAAACUUCUACGUCGAACACCCAAGUCAGGAGGAACGCCUAUGGUCACAAGGUUUACUCCUUUGAUGAUCUUGACAUCCCACCACCUCGUCCUAGUUAUGCCGAUCCUCGUCUUCCUAGCCGAUCAUCUUCAUCUGGAGCAAGUUUCCAGCUGCGAUGUUCCCUCCAUUCAACUUCCCCUGUUGAGCCCACACAGCCGAUAUACCCUCCUCCUGUUCGAUCUCCCACUCCCCCUGGACUUCCAUCUUUUGGCUCCCGAGAAGCAAUUCACUACAAUCCCAACCAGGCCCGCCGCGGUCGCUCUUCGAACCAUCAAAAUCCAGUGUCGCGCGGAGGUACGCAGCGCUCUUCAGUAGCAGCAGAUGAGGAGUAUGAUGAUGCUUCAUGUUGUGCCUGCGGUUUAAAGCGUCUCUUCGGUUUGCCAUCUUGCAUGGGCCCUAGCUUUCCUACCCUCCCUGCAGGUGUUGUUGCAAGGGCUGACGAUGGCACCUUGGUUCGUGGUCGGUUUGGUGCCAGGCAAAGUGGACAUGGAGUUGGAGCUGGGCCACAUGCAAGGGGGCUAGAGGGCCACCCGUUCCAUAGGAUCUCCCUGCCCCCUGCAAGAGCAAAAGACGCUGCUGACCCUAGCGCAAUCCUACCGGAUACAAGACCGCAAUGCGAGCAUAGAGGUCGUAAUUUAGCCUCCCAGCCUCGCUACGCGGCUCCCCAAAGCAUGCCGCGAUCAUAUAAAUCCCUACUCCGAUCGCAUAACGCACCACACCCGGUACCGCAGCGACCCUCCUGUUCUAUGAACGGGAAUUGCCCCACAGCUGCCACUACAUCCGUCCCCAUCCCGUCAUAUAUUGCUCAUCGAAGGCUAGAGCCUCCCCUGCCACGUUCCCCGGAAAUGGUACAUGGUUCUCAAAGUACCAACGUCCUGCACAUACCUGGUCCCGUUGGCGGGGGGAAUGACGGGACUUCGUCCACAUCAAUCCCGAACCUACCCAAUCAAUCGUUAGCACCCAGCCGGUUUCGCCAGAGGCCAAGGUUAUCAAGACAAGCCGCAAUGGUAGUUGACAACAAGACCCCUGGUUUGUGGGAAUGGCUGUUUAUGGAUUGCUUCUUUGUCUGCUGCGGAUUAUUCGGUGGCAACGAGCCUUCACAGAAGCGAGAUCAGCCUUCUCGGCAAGGCCGCAUUAUUGGUUUGGACGGUGAAAGCUCUGCGGUACCACCUGUUGGCCACAUGGCACCAGCGGCGGUCGCUAGUGGACGUGGAGAGAGGUCGCCUUCCUCCCCGUGGAGCCCUGCUUGGGGGUGGCAGCCGCAAUGUUUUGGGGGAGACGGCCCUAUGGAUGAAUAA
This is a messenger RNA of Paracoccidioides brasiliensis Pb18, 1806 nucleotides long. RefSeq lists its product as uncharacterized. The coding region runs from base 1 to 1806 and encodes 601 amino acids. The transcript has a single exon. The record is from RefSeq and is a predicted model, not a curated record.